AUUAGAGAAAAAGCAACCCGAAAAAGCAGUAUAUUUUGUUACAAAACCACUGGUUUCCCUCUCCAAACAGAGGCUAUUCCUUAAAUCUUACAUUUUUUUCUUCACUAUAAAUAUUUGUACAUUUUUCACUACCUUUGUCAUAUCCUACCUAGUCUCCUUCUAGUCUUUCUGCUUUCAUCAUCCCUUAGUCCCCCACCAAACCUUCUUCUAAAUAUAUUUUUUUUCUUCUCAAAAGUCAGCGCCUUUUAAAAAAAUAAAAUUAUUUUUGGAUUGUCACCCUUAAAAAAAAAAAGGUGUCAAUCUUUUUUUUUUGGCUAAAAACAUUUUAAUUUUGAAGUUUUCUAUGGUUGUGAUGGGAGAAGGAGAGAUCAAUGAUAGUUGGUCUCUAUUAGCCGUUGUAAAGGAAAGUUCUAGAAAAGCUAAACUUAGAGCAGCGCAAGUUGCGGCGGAUGAUAAUAAUCUAAUGACAACGAUAACCACCACCACCACCACUCCAGCACUCGAUUAUAUUGAGUUGGAUCAUAAUGAUUCUCAAAAGUCAAUUUUUUAUUAUGACCAAUAUGUGUUGAUGAAUAACUCGAGAGGUUUUUUGUUACCAUCAGCAGCAGGAGCAGUCGUUGCUGCUCCUGUUGCGGAUGAAGUCAGCGCUUUAGAGGACGAACUAAAAAAAUUGUGCAGGCCUUUUUUGGUCCCUCAACCUCCUGUUGUAAGUAGUGUCAAGGCUGAACCCGAGGCUGGAGCUGGUCAGAUGUCAAGUAAUCUGUUCGUUGAGCAAACAUCGCGACAACAUCUUAAUCCAAGGAGAUUUCAUAUCAUUCCGAAUCAGAGUACUUCUACUGUUGUUUGUGGUGGUCGUCCAUGUAACUAUAAAAAAAAGAAAUUUGAGGAUAGAAGGAUGGUGAGGCUAACUAUGGAGGAGUUGUCAAGUAGCGAUAAAUGGGAAUGGCGUAAGUACGGACAGAAGCCCAUCAAAGGUUCUCCUUAUCCUAGGAACUAUUACAGGUGUAGCAGCGUCAAAGGAUGUAGUGCAAGAAAGCAAGUAGAGCGGAGCCCCAUAGACCCGAAUUUCUACAUCGUUACAUACACUAACCGCCAUCAUCAUCCGUGUCCAUCCAUCCAUAACACCGCUAGGCCCCGGGUCAGGAUCGCAGCCAGGUCUGAACCGACCCCACCACCCGGGUUAGAAGAGUCUCCCACCAAUACCGUGCUCGAAUCGGGAUACGGGCCUGGGCUGGUUGGUAAUGAGGUGAUAGAGAUCGAGCAUGUUGCUGGUGAUGAUAGCUUUAGUAGUGGUGAAAUGAAUGAAGUUUCUUACAAUUACAACGAUCAUGACAUUCUGACGAUGCCAAUGAAUUCGAUGACGUAUUCGGAUCUUUUAUCGGGUAUGGAUGAGGUAAAUAAGGGAGGAAAUUGUACCGGUAGUACUAAUACUACUAAUAAUUAUUACUCAUACUACAAUGAGAAUAAUGUUGGGUAUAAUCCGGGAUGUGACCCGAAUGUGAAAAUGGGGGUCCGAAUGGAGGUUAAUGGGUCGGGGCAUGGUGUUGGGAUUAGAGAGAUGUAUGCUCCUGCUCCAGCAACAUUGGCUGGGGCGCAUCAGCCGCCGAGUAAUAUGGGACAGAACUCACAUAACAACAUUUGGGAUAAUGGGAUGAUUAGGCCUUAAGGUUUCUUUUCUUAGUUAUAUGCUAUAAUUGGUUAAUUAGUAAUAGUCUCUAAAGAGUGAGUGACAUGUGGGGAAGACCGGAAAAGUAACUAAAGGAAAUAGUCGGGUAUUUUUUUAAGAUGAAAGUGUCUAUCUUAUAAUCUUUUAUCAAGGCUUCUUAUUUUUUAGGUUUAUAAGAUGACGUAAAAAGUAAUUUUAAAAUUACAAAACAUCUAAUAGUGGUAGGUUUUAACUUCUUUUUUUAAUUAAUGUUCUUGUAAUCUUGUUUUAUAUGGGGAUUCAGGUUGUUAGCCUUUAGUUUCCUUUCAUGUUUUGUGAUUGUAAAUUUUUCGUAUAAGUAAUUUGUUUGCAUCCGACAGAGUUUAAAAAGAGGAUUAAAUGAUGAGUUAAA
Chenopodium quinoa (quinoa) is the source of this 2057-nucleotide messenger RNA. RefSeq names its product disease resistance protein RRS1-like. NCBI's taxonomy places the organism in Eukaryota, Viridiplantae, Streptophyta, Magnoliopsida, Caryophyllales, Amaranthaceae. Gene Ontology annotation, biological process: regulation of DNA-templated transcription. Bases 344 to 1666 code for a protein of 440 amino acids. Gene Ontology annotation, cellular component: nucleus. Gene Ontology annotation, molecular function: DNA-binding transcription factor activity; transcription cis-regulatory region binding. The record is from RefSeq and is a predicted model, not a curated record. The transcript is spliced from 3 exons.